AAUGUCCAUUAUCAUGGGGUUUAAGGUGCCUUGCCAUAAAAAAAAACCCCUGAUACUGUAGGCAAAUUGAUGCCUACAUCUUCCCAUUUUAUAAGGUCUAUAUUAAAACUGUGCAAUUAUUGAGUUUUGAAUUUAAAGCGGGAAUUUCAUAUUUUCUAAGAAAGUCAAAACAUAAUUAUUUCUAUGUCUUUUGCUCAAUAGGUUAUCAACUCACUAUUAUACGACCAUGGGCAUUAUUUCCCACAGAAAAUAAUAACACAAUUACCUCCCUUGUUUUCCUAUUGCCUCCAUGCAUUAGCUACCUUCAAACGUUGGAAUUUGAAGUUGAAAAUGAUAUUUUUGCCAAUUUCUCAGCUGACAAUAGUGAAUUAUAGGAUUAAUAGGAUUAUUCUGUAACAAGGUAGGACGGUUUAUGGAUACCAUCUAUUUUAAGGCUUUAUUUUAAUGAAUUUUAAAAAUAUAACUUAAAAAUAUGAAAUUGUAGCUUUAAGCAAUAUAUGAUAUAUUUCUAUUUUAGUAUCUGAUGAAAUUUAUGAAUAAUGGUGAAAAUGGUAUUAGAAAAAAACUUUUACUUGCUCAAGCUGAGGAUGUGUUGUUAAAGUUACAGUUAUAUACUCUGUCAACCAGACAUCUAAUUGCAUUAUAUAUCACACUAACACAGAAGACAGAUCAGCCUGACUACAUAAAGAUAGAACCAGCAAUGUCUGCUCUCUUAUAUAAGAUAUCCUCUAAUCUGGAGUCAAAAAAUAAAUGCUUUAGUGGCCAUGUUCUUGUAAAUUGGUUGAUUCAUCACAAAUCAUUAAUACAGAAAAUAGAUCCAGUGUACAAUGAUGGGCCAUUUUAUAGGGAGAAAGCUGUUGAUUUCUGUCAGAAAUUAUUAAACUUACAAAUUCUUAUAGAUGUUGAUGUAGAUAUAGAAGAUAGAAGUAUAACACCAAGUAUUUGUUCACUCGAAGGUGUUCACUAUCCGGGUGUGACAAUAUUUUCACAAUAUCAACAUUCAUCGUCAGAUUUCUUAACUGAAGAGGAUGAGAAUGAGGACUCUGAUACCCCCAUUCCUUCACCUGCCAAGUCUCCAGUAUCACCAGCUGAUAGUAAUACCCCCAUUGGUUAUAGCGAUACAAAUUUCUAUGUUGAUGUAGAGAUUAAUCCUGUUCAGUCACUUAGCAAACUACCAGAAAUUGUCUUUGAUAAAAACAUCAAUGACUUUACAGUGACUAAGCAUUCAACAAAAGCUGGUAAAAUAGAGUCAACAGUUUCUACAGACAAUUCUGCAACCAAAGAAGAUUUAAGUAUAUCUUUCAGUAGUAUUGAGAAAUCUGGAGAAAAAUGUCAACCCAUUGUAGAUGCAUAUUAUCAUGAAUUUACAAACAGAUGUGAUAAAAUAAAAAACCCAAAAGUUGUUCCAAGUACUGAAAGUUCUUCAAGACAUACGAUAAAACUUCCAUUGCUGCAUUCUCGUAAUGAAAGUGAGUGUAGUUCACAGCGAACAUCUUUUACAUCAACGUCUUCAACUGGUAGAGUUGUUCAGUUCUGUGAUAAAAAGAACCAAUUCUAUCGUGUAGCAGAGGCAUAUGUUUAUGGUAAUCACCAUUUUUCCAUGAUAGAUCCUAAUGUGUUUGGUGAUAGUUUUAAAGGUAAAAUAGACCUGUCAGAAACUCUCAGUUUAGCUGAGCGUUGUUUUCUGAGAAAGAUAUCACCUGUUACCUUACUGUCUAUAUUAUAUAUUAGAAGAAAACAAGAUACAUUAGCUAAAAGCGUAAUAAAACAAUUGCCAGAACAUAUUGUGGAUGAGAUUAAAAACUAUCUUGAUAUACCUUCGAAUUCUUGUAUAAGUAGUUAAAUAUAUAUAAGGCCCUCAAAGUUACUUACAUUGACAGAUUUCAACUUUUCUAAAUGAACAAUUAUUUGACAAUAGAUUUCAGUGCUGUCUAAUUUCUAUGUCUGUCCUAAAAUAUUGUCUACAUAUAUCUGUUAAGUUAAUUGAUGUCAUCAAACGAUUUCAUCCUUGUAGAUGGUGCCCACAAAACAUGUAGUUACUUUCCUGAGGAGAGUCUGACUUGUUCAGUUGUAAAUUUAACCUACCUUCCAAUUGGGACCAAGAAACAUUGAAUUUCAGUAAAAAAUUGUGGAGUGUUUAAACUUUCAGCCACACAAAUGCAAUAGAUUUGUAUAUUUUAAGUUUAUAUACACCCACCAGUUGUUACCAUUGGUCAUUCCUAUCGAAAUUGUGUAAUUGCUCAGAAUUUUGGUUUUUAAUGAACAUGCUGGGAUUGUAUAACUAUCCAUAAGGAUGAACCCUAUCAAAAAUUAUACUGAUGCAGCGUUUAUGAGCGCAUUGAUUGCUUUUAUCAUCAAUAGCUUGUAAUCGCUCUAGAGGUCAUAUUUUAUAUUUAUGUCCUGUUGUUUCUAUCUGUGGUAGAUAAUAACUUGUACAACUUUAUGAUGCUAUUAUUUAUUCUUUAUACCGGUAUAUGUGUAUUAUCAGUUCUGUGAUUUUUUUUGAUAACUAAUCUCUUUUAAACAAUUGAAGUUUUUGUUCCAUGUUUUAAAUUUAUUAAAUUAAUUACAAAUAUUAUUUAUUUACAUAUCGUACAUGAUUUUUAUGUAUUUUAUAGCAAUAAUAUAGUCUACAUAGUAAACCUUAUAAUUGACUAAGUAAUUGCUAAGAUACAGAGUGAAUAAUCAAUUUUCAAAUUGCUGUAUACACUUCCACGUGUCAUAGUUAUGAAGACAUAAUUUACUGACAGCUUGAUUACGACAUGUUAAGGCUGACCUCAUUGUAUCAUACAUUGGGGGUUAAUUUGAGUCGUCUACUUUCUUAAUGAUUUAGCUUGCUUAAACUAUUUAAGAAUAGAAAACUAUAGCUUAACUGUCAUCAGUUUAAGUGGCAACAUUGUUGGUGCAGUUUCAUUGUUUUGAGUACCCUGUUCUUAAGUUUGAUACUUAGGAAAUGAUUCAAAGCACUUAAGAGAUGGCCGAGGUUUUGUGAUGGCUAUAAGUAUAAGUGGCUUUGAUUUCUGGUUAUAUUUUGUCUUGUAAAGCUGUAUUCCUUUGAUAUUUUUACGAAUGAUGAUAAUUACUUUUUGAGUUGAGAUAAUUAAAUAACCUAAUUAAAUAAUCUAACUUUGUACAUUAUGAUAGAUUUAAGGUCUGUUCUAGCAACACUAGUGAUAUUGAAAAUUGAAUUAUAGACAAUCUAAAAGGGUUUAAAGAAGCUGGUUAUCACCAAUUUGUCACCUUGAAUCCCAUAACUAUGGUGAUAUUAGUGAUAAUUAUUCAGGAGAAAGUAGCAUAGCUUGUGUAUCAAGGGAAUACAGCUUAUUUAUUAAACAAGCAUUUUUUAGAAAAUUUAAUUUUAUAUGUUUUAAUUUUGAUUUUUUUUUUUUUUAUAAUAAACAUUUAUGAGCAUAUUGAUCAGUAAAUCAAAUAUCAAUCAUUCAAAUCAACACAAAAUUUGUUUCCUGCUAAUAAUAGUUUAGAUAUAAAGUAGCAUUAUUAUUUCUGUGGAUUCUUUUAUUCUUCAUAUAAUAUAAUAGAUGUUUUCAAUGGUGAUUUGAUGAUGUCCAGACGUUUUGAUUCUUUUAUGUCCAAGGUAAAGAAUUCUAAAUAAAAGGUGUUGAAAAGUGAAAAGAUUGUUUUGUCUGUAGGAAUUUGAUAGCAUAAAUAAUUAAUAAUGACUUGAUUCAUAUGGCGUAAGUACAUCUUAGAUAUAUUGUGGUGCUUGAUUAUUGAGUGCUUUGAAAGUAAGUAGUAGAAUUAAUAUCUGAAUCGUUUCCAAACUGAUUAUCAUUAAUUAAUUUUUAGAGACAUACUAUGCUACAUUAUAUUAAUAUACUUAUAUUGACCAAGAACAAAACACAUUUUGGUAAAUAUGUGAAAUAUGUUUUGCAAUUGUCCCCCGCCUUUCAAAGAAAGCAGGGGACUAUUAAAAUGGGUUCAUCCGUCCAUCUGUCUGUCCUUCUAAUUGAGCUAGAAUGUUUAAAUUUGGUGUAGGUGUUUAUUAGGUCGAUGCCUUCAUGCCUUGAUAGAGUUCGAAGAUGAGCGUUUACUGCUUAGGGUAAGCAGAGAUAAGCAAUUUGAUUGGUUGAUGCUUUGGGACGAUAUAACUUUAGUUCUAAUUAAGUGAGAGUGAUCAAACUUGGUGUAUAGUUUCAUUACAUCAGUACCUUGACUAAGUUUGAUAAUGAACAUUUUCUGCUCAGUGUAAGCAGAGGGAUAAGAAAUUUUAUUGGUCAAGACUUUGAAACACAAUAACUCUCCUUCUAAUUGAGGUAGAAGAAUGUUCAAACUUGGUGUAGGCGUUCAUUAGGUGAAUGCUGUGAUGGAGUGCGAUGAUGAACAUUGUCUGCUUACUGUAAACAGAGAUAAGCAAUUUGAUUGGUUGAUGUUUUUGGGUACGAUAACUUUGAUUAUACUUUAGUGAGAGCGUAGGUGUUUAUUAGGUCAAUGCUUUGAUGGAGUUUGAACAUGAGCGUUUUCUGCUCAGGGUAAGCAGAGAUAAGCAAUUUGAUUGGUUAAUUCUUUGGGACACGAAAACUUUAGUUCUAAUUAAGUGAGAGUGAUGAAACUUGAUGUAUAGUUUCAUCACAUCAAUAACUUGACUAAGUUUGAUAAUGAACAUGUUCUGCUGAGGGUAAGCAGAUCGAUAAGCAAUUUGAUUGGUUGAGACUUUGAAACACAAUAACUCUCCUUCUAAUUGAGGUAGAAGAAUGUUCAAACUUGGUGUAGGCUUCAUUAGGUGAAUGCUGUGAUGGGGCUUGUUCUUGCUUAAUUUAGAUUUUGUGAUAAGUGUUGUCAUUCAUUCUUGUGUUCACUUUUGCAUUUCCCUAUUAAUGUGAACAUGAAAUUUGUUUUAAUUGCUUUCAGUCUGAGCCAUCAUUCAAAAUAUUGUAUUUCACCAAAACAUGAUUUUCUGCAUUCUGCACAGAACUUAAUGGGUUCAGUCAUGGACCUUAUAAUACAUUGUCCAUGGUUCAGUCUAGCUCGAUCAUCCCAUCACCUUUAUCAUUCCCAGAAUAGCAGAGCAACCUUCUGGAAUUGUGACCAAAACAGUCUCAGUUUAACACUGUGGCCCCUCUAUUACAUUCUCAGUUUUCAACAAAGGGGGUAACACUAGAAAGGAAAGUCUCCGAAUACCAAUAAUCAAUAUUCUUGGCAGACAGAUGGAUGAACUGAGAAUGGAAAGGUUUCAUGCUCUCAUAUUCCCAAUUCAAGUAUCACAUUAGAAAAAUAAGAUGUGCGGAAACUGAAGGUGAGGUUUAAAAGCAAAAGUACAUAAUAAUUUAGUAUUUUGAAAAAUUUGUAACUAAUUUUGAAGGUUAUCCCAGACAUUAUUAGAACAAGCUUUGAAAUAGUGAGAUUAAUAUUAAAUGGGGACAACUUGGCCGAUUAUAAUAUAUUCGCCUAGUGUUUCCGCUUCCUUCCUUCGGGCGAUUGUAGAUUUUAUUAGCCAAUCUCCACUGAUGUCAAGAAGUCAUUGUUUGAAGACACGGUCUCUGCCUUGUUUAAUCAUGUGAGAUGCAAUCGUCUAGUGUGUCCACUGCUUUAUUGUCUAGGGUAGGAACCACAGGGAGAUGAGGUUAGUGGUAUAAGUUCACUAUGGGUGUUUGCCAUUUAGCAUCCACUUGCAAUAAAAUGUAAGAUUAUAUUGUAAAUAACAAUUAUUUAGUUCUAUAAUCAAGCAUGAAAAUUUUAUAUGCUGUUAAAACAGUGACAACAUUUGAAGUUAAAUAAGUGGGUCAAUUAGUUACAAAUUUUUCAAAAUAUUAAUUAUUAUCAAGUAUUUUUGCUUUUAAACCUGACCUUUGUCAGUUUCAGCACAUCUUCUUUUCUCUAAAUUUAUCCAGUUAUUAACCACAAUACACAAAAAAUAAAACCUGAUAUAGAUUAUUUUUUAUGGGAGCCUAAUAUACUGUGUACUAAUCAAGUAUAUUAUAUUUUCCUCCAAUAUAUUUUUAUAUAAUUGUUGUAUGUAUUAAUAUUUAUUAUUGUUAUUUAUUUAAAAAAAAAAAAAAUGAGUAUGAAUAAAAAACUUUU
Patella vulgata (common limpet) is the source of this 6039-nucleotide messenger RNA. RefSeq lists its product as uncharacterized. NCBI's taxonomy places the organism in Eukaryota, Metazoa, Mollusca, Gastropoda, Patellidae. The coding region runs from base 524 to 1843 and encodes 439 amino acids. The transcript is spliced from 5 exons. The record is from RefSeq and is a predicted model, not a curated record.